GUAAGCCGAAUUAAUUUUAGUGGCUCACCGGAGAAGUUUACCGUUUCUGAGUUAUCCGGCGAGAAGUUUUUAAAUGGCGAUCGUGUUUCCGGCGAGUUUGGGGCGAUUCACCGUUCCGUCGCGUGCGCAAGUUAGACUGAGAGUUUCUGCCUCUGCUAACCAGAGCACGUUUCGUCGCGAUUCAGUGGAUUGGGUUAAGGAAACUUCAAGUUUUUUCGAAGAAGACAAGAGGCCGAUCAUGUUGUUCGACGGUGUUUGCAAUCUUUGUAAUGGAGGUGUGAAGUUUGUUAAAGACCAUGAUCGAAACAGGAGCAUAAGGUUUGAAGCGUUACAGAGCGAAACGGGGAAGAAACUGUUGAUGCGAUCAGGAAGAGCUCCUGAUGAUAUAUCGAGUGUUGUACUUGUGGAGAAAGAUAGGUCUUACAUCAAGUCAGAAGCUGUGUUGAAGAUCAUGAACUACAUUGACUUACCAUUUCCACAGCUUGCAUUCUUCAUUCAGUUUGCUCCUCUGUUUGUGAGGGACUUUUUGUAUGAAAAUGUUGCAAACAACCGUUAUGCAAUGUUUGGUCGAUCUGAUUCAUGUGAGAUCUAAGAAUACAUUAUCGAAUUGUGUUCCUACUUUGCCAUAAUAGUAAAAAAAAAAUGUUUCCUACAGUUUAAUAUAUGCUUUUAUACAGAUGUGUAGUUUACAACAGCCAUUGAACAACAGAUACAUAUGUAGUACUUUUCGAACCAUGUACUCUUUAAAUGUAUAACCUUUCUGAUGUUGAUAUUUGUGUUAUAUAUGGAAAAAACCUUGGGAUUGUGUGAA
This is a messenger RNA of Camelina sativa (false flax), 811 nucleotides long. RefSeq names its product DCC family protein At1g52590, chloroplastic. The record is from RefSeq and is a predicted model, not a curated record. Lineage: Eukaryota; Viridiplantae; Streptophyta; Magnoliopsida; Brassicales; Brassicaceae. Gene Ontology annotation, molecular function: protein-disulfide reductase activity.